ACGGCAGAGGGGGGCGGCGAGAAUGGCCGCUGGGGCGAGGAGGCGGAGCCGAUGACCCCGGCGGUGGCGGCGGCAGAGGGGGUCGGCGAUGAUGGCCGAUGGGGCGAGGAGGCGGAGCCGAUGUCCCCGGCGGCGGUGGCGGAGGGGUCCCAGGGGCUCGAGGACCGACGUCUGAUGCAGCCGUGGUUCCUCGCCGUCAAGAGCUAGAUCGAGCGCAUGGCGGUGUAGCCGUCCAGAGGAAGAGGAAGAGCACCCUGCGCCGGUUCGGCCGUGGUGUCAUGGAUAGGAGGUCGCCGCCUCGUCGUGCAGCGCGCGAUGGUGGACCGAUGGGCGUCCAAGAGGCACUUGACCUUGCCGGAUCACGCUGCUGCUGGCAUAAUCCAGGCCGGAUCUGUGGAGAGCCCGGCGCAGCACCGUCUACAGGACACAGAUUGAUAAGGGCCGCAGCUUCAAUGACGAAUCUACUAUCCAGCACACAGCCCAACUCGACAGUCACUAGCCAUGUCAACAGGCCCUCAGGGGCAUGCUCGCCUCGGCAGUCAUCAAGGUGGCAAUAGGACACUUGAAUUCUACCAUUUCAGGCGAGAUCAAGCUGCACAGGAAUAUGAGGAACGAUCCGAUCUAGAGAACAUGAAGAUGACGCUGGAGUUGGUGGACGCUGUGCUCCGCGACGCAGAGAGGGAGUCUAUCAAGCAUAAGUCCAUGCUUCUGUGGCUGAAGCAACUUAAGGAUGCCGUGAACGGCAUCUCUCACAUGCUUGAAGAUUUUCAAGAUGAAACCGACCUCAACCUGAUUCUGGCAAAGAAGGGCGUGCUGAUCCUACCGUACAUCCUAGCCAACUCCGGCGGAGUGAUGGUGAGCUACUUCAAGUGGGUGCAGAACCCCUCACUCCGGCGGAGUGAUGGUGAGCUACUUCAAGUGGGUGCAGAACAUCCAGGGGUUCAUGUGAGACGAGGAGAAGGUGAAUCGGGAGCUCAAGACGUACAUGACCCGCGCCUCAAACAUAGUUCUGAUUAUUUAGGCAGUGUAUGGCACCGUAUAAAAUGGACAGUAAUUAUGUAUAGUAUAUCUUCGAAAACCAGAAUUGGUUCAAUUUGGAACAAUGCCUGCUUUAUAUGAAUUUCU
This is a messenger RNA of Triticum aestivum (bread wheat), 1125 nucleotides long. RefSeq lists its product as uncharacterized. Lineage: Eukaryota; Viridiplantae; Streptophyta; Magnoliopsida; Poales; Poaceae. Gene Ontology annotation, molecular function: oxidoreductase activity. The transcript has 3 exons. The record is from RefSeq and is a predicted model, not a curated record. Gene Ontology annotation, biological process: amino acid metabolic process. Bases 502 to 1119 code for a protein of 205 amino acids.